Messenger RNA from Harpegnathos saltator (Jerdon's jumping ant), 1331 nucleotides. It is a transcript of the gene lic, whose product is annotated as dual specificity mitogen-activated protein kinase kinase lic. The coding region runs from base 278 to 1285 and encodes 335 amino acids. The transcript is spliced from 7 exons. Gene Ontology annotation, molecular function: ATP binding; MAP kinase kinase activity. Lineage: Eukaryota; Metazoa; Arthropoda; Insecta; Hymenoptera; Formicidae. Gene Ontology annotation, biological process: protein phosphorylation; stress-activated MAPK cascade. The record is from RefSeq and is a predicted model, not a curated record.
ACAACUUUCAAAUCUAACAGUAUCAACCUGCGCGGUUUCGCGCAACCAACUUCAGGCGGUAAUUUGAGUUCGUUAAAAACUUCAUAUAUGGGCAACGAAGUGCUACGGUGAUUUGGACAUUCCUCGCGCGAUUUCAUCGGGGCAGCGUGAUGUUUUUCGCAGAAUCGCGUAUGCACUGCGUCCUUCUACAUGAUCGGCCAUGAGUUCCUUUUAAGUUCCGGGACGCUAUCAGACUCGCGUGGCCGACGCGGCCUCUCGUUCGUCGCAAUCUAACACCAUGGCACGCCGUGGAAAGCGAGACCUCAAACUUAACGUCUCCGAUGAAACACCCGCGCCAGUGACGCCACCAAGGAAUUUAGACAAACGGACUACUAUUACUAUUGAUGAUAAAACAUUUGUUGUGGAAGCUGACGACUUGGAAACACUUUGUGUACUCGGCCGUGGAGCAUAUGGGAUUGUUGAUAAAAUGCGACACAAGCAAAGUGGCACAAUUAUGGCAGUAAAGAGAAUAACUGCUACGGUUAACACACAAGAACAAAAGCGGCUGCUUAUGGACCUAGAUAUUUCUAUGCGUAGUUCAGCAUGUUCCUACACAGUACAAUUUUACGGAGCCUUAUUUCGAGAGGGAGAUGUAUGGAUAUGCAUGGAAGUAAUGGAUAUGAGCCUUGAUAAAUUUUAUAUGAAAGUUUACAAACAUGGCCGUGCUAUUCCUGAAGAUAUUUUAGGAAAAGUGGCUUUUGCGGUAGUAAGUGCAUUGCAUUACCUCUAUUCACAAUUACGGGUAAUUCACAGGGACGUUAAGCCUAGUAAUAUUCUAAUCAAUCGAAAAGGUGAAGUGAAGAUUUGUGACUUUGGUAUAUCUGGUUAUCUUGUGGAUUCAGUUGCUAAGACUAUCGAUGCUGGUUGUAAACCAUAUAUGGCUCCAGAAAGGAUAGAUCCGUCGGGUAACCCGUCGCAGUACGACAUCAGAUCCGACGUCUGGUCAUUAGGAAUUUCCCUUGUUGAAUUAGCCACGGGUAAAUUUCCAUACGAGUCGUGGGGUACACCAUUCGAGCAACUGAAACAAGUGGUGAAAGACGAAGCUCCGAAGUUACCUGCUGACAAAUUCUCCUCUUCGUUUGAGGAAUUUAUUAAUAAGUGUCUAAUGAAAAAUUACACUGCCCGUCCAAACUACAGUCAAUUGUUGGAACUCAACUUUAUCACGGAACACGCUCAGAAAGACAUAAAUGUGGCAGAAUUUGUCGGAGAGAUUCUAGACUUACCAGAAAACGAGCAGCCGGCAUAGUGCAUAUUGUGCCAGUUAAUCUAACUUGACCUGCAACUUCAAUCUU